Messenger RNA from Vitrella brassicaformis, 1897 nucleotides. The record is from the annotation of a GenBank genome assembly. Lineage: Eukaryota; Vitrellaceae.
GUUUUGUUGUUCGAUUCUGGCUGCAACUAACUUUCAGUGCGCAACUAACUUACAGUGAGCACACGUACCAGGUCCAAACGCACAUGCACCACCCAAUGCUUCAUGAACAGCUGAAGCCGACACGUUCAUAUCGAUUGACAUCUCAACACCCAACACCUUGAAUCCCUAUCAGCGAAGAGCCCUUCCUUGCUUGUUCCCUGGAGUGGACGCUCACAGCCCUCUCCCUCUCCCUCAGCCAGUCAGCGACCUCCUCUGCCGGCCGUCGCUCCGCCGGACUGGCUGCUACUAGCGAUGGUCGGUGGUCUUGUCCGAAUGAUUCCACUCAUGAAUUGGCCCACCCAGUUCCGCAAUCCUCUGGUCUCCCGCUCUGUCACACGCUGGGCUGCCCACUCUUGGUAGCUGAGCCUCGGACCUCCAAAUACUUCAGCGAAGCGUCGAAUGGGGCUUCCGCAACUGGACUGCUGGGGGCUGUUUGUGCAAUCCAGCCGAAAUAUCGUUGAGGGGUCGUCGGCAAGGGGGUCGUCCACGUAGUCCAAUCCAAAGAGCCCCUCCAUCGCCAGCUCGACCUCGAGGACUCUGCUGGUUGUGAUGGCCUGCAGCUGGCUGGCCACUUGUGUGGCGGUGGGGCGCAAGGCGGGGUCGAGGUGGAGCAUGCUGGUCAGCAGAAGCCGAAGGGGAGCGGGAAUGAAUGAAGGCAGAGGCAGCAGGGGAUGGCGAUUCUCUGCAUUCACAGAGAGACACCACACCAACGGGAAGUAUGAGAAUGGGUGAGCCCUCUUGGCGCGACGUUUCUUACUGGUCCGCUGUUGACAUCGGAAGAGGUCUUGCAGAAUGCGGCCACACGCAUCGACAUCGGCAGCCCUGCCCACAAAUUCUCCUCUGCCCUCCCUCUGGGCAAAGUCAAGCCCCCCCAGCAGCAGCCUCUUGCCGUCCUUCGACAGCUUGAUGGCAUCUGCCGUCAAAUAGCCAUGAGCUAUACCCUGAAAAAACACACAAAAGGCAGAAACAAGCGUAAUGUCUUUACUUCUCUCUCUCUUCCUCUCUGUCCACCACCCAUGGCUUACGCUCUUGUGCAUGUGGGCCACGGCGUCGAUGAGUUGUGUCGCGAUGCUCAUGGCGAGUGGAAGCCCGACAGCUCGGCCGUUGUGGCGGCCGAUGAAGUCCUCCAGGGACUCCGAGUCCGCCAUGUACUCCAUGACGAGAACAGGCUGGCCGAGCUCCUGGUAAGCCCCUACCAGGCCGGCAAUGUUGGGGUGCUCCCCCAUCUCCAGAAGCAGCGACAGCAUCUAAAGCAGGCAACACAACACAAAGGACAGAGAGAACUGAUUGGGAGACGGCUCUAUUUUGAUGCCUCACUAUGCACAGACGGCUACCUGUGUCGCACUGUUCCGGCCGCCCACGUUGCUGCCGUCGACCUGCUGGUAGACCGUCAUCUCGACGGUCUCCCUGCACACAGACAUUCAACACGCAUCCAACAGACACAUACGGGGCCCACAUGGAUGCGGUCUCUGUGUGCAUCGGAUCUUCCUCACCGCAGGUUGCCGGGCCUGCUCAUGAGCCCCACCAUCUUGGACGUCCAUCCCUGGUCGUCGUCGAUGGCGGGCUGGGCAGGCAGCGGCAUCACCUGCUGGGGCUCGCAGGGCGGCAGGAGGGCUCGGUGGGUGGCCAGAAACUGGCCGAAGCCUGGACACACAGACACAUGGACGAGGAUACGAGCGUGAUCCAUCUCCAUUCCUUCCCUAUUUGGCUUACCCCUCGAUGUGGGGCUGCCCUCUUGUGGAUUGUGGGGGAGGGGGAUGGAGGGGAGGGGGCUGGGGAGGGGGGGAAGCACGGGGGGGCAGGGAGGCGCGAGGUCCUGCUCGAGGACGGCGGGAGCUGUCGACAUCGUGGUUUUGGG